GAUUUAGAUACGAAGGCUAAAAAUUUUAUCAUUGGCCUAUUGUUAUUUUCUCUCACUGGAAAUAAAAAACCACGAUUGGGUUUCCUCUGCCACGUGCCCACUACUAUAUAGUUUCAAACUCCGUCAUUUCUCUCGCGCUAGCCGAGCAAAAGCAAAAAGCUACUGUACAAAAGCAAACACGAAGAAUUUCAGUUUUUCCAGAGAGAAAGGAGCGAUUUAUGAGCGCGGCUCCUCCGAUUUUCAAAAAGCCUAAAGUAGAGCAAGACGGCGACGGGGAAGAGUUAGUCGAAAACGCCAAGUCUAUGGCUGAACAAGAGAACGGAGGAGAAGGUGAAGAAGGUACGAGCAGAGAAGAGCAAGAGGAGGCUUUGGUUGCCUUGAUCGAGCACCGUACUAAAGAAGUAGAACAUCUCAAGAAACGUAUCUCCUAUUACAAAUCUCAGCUCCAGGAAGCAGAGAAGAGGUUGGAAGAUACAGAAGCUCGAUUGGCUCGCCUACGUGGAAAAAGCAAUUCAAUGUCAUCUAAAGCUUCUCAAGGAAAUGGGACUAAAAGUUUGAAGAUGGAGGGAAGUAGAUCAAUCAGCCCUAUCCAUGUUACUGAAUGUUCUUCUGAGAACCAAUCUCAAUCCAGAACAGAACUUUUAAUUCCUGCUGCAAGUCCGAAGAUCUUCCAACCUAUAAAAUCAUCAGGGUCUGUUGCCAAAGCUUCUGGUGUCUCUAGCACACAGUCAAGUCCUUCCAUCCACAUUUCAAAAGUAAAAGCAGAAAAGUCUUACAGAAGUUCUCCUGAUGUUGAAGAAAGGGGAACAAAAAGGAAGCAUGAACCGAAAGAAAUACAGAAAGAACACAAGGAACUGAUCCCAUUGCUACGCAGUAGCACUUCACCAUGCACAAUCCGCUGCUAUACAAACAAUCACAUCCCUAGUCAGCACAAGAGAAAGUUGAGAAGUCUUGCACUUUGUCCGGUAAAUGAUAAGCUUUUUGUGACCAGUGCUUUGGAUGGAAUGAUCCACUUAUGGGAAGUUCAAUCUCGAGGAUCAGGUGCCUCUCUUCUUAGUUCUACUGAUUGCAUGUCUUCAAAGCAUAGGCGAUGGCCUGAAGAUAUUGUUUGGCACCCAUCAGGAAACAGCUUAUUCUCUGUUUACAGUGCUGAUGGUGGGGAUUCUCAGAUAUCAAUCCUAAAUUUGAAUAAAACGCAAGGGAAGGCCCGUGUAACUUACUUAGAGGAUAAGCCUCAUCUUAAGGGCAUUAUUAACAGCAUAGUUUUCACGCCCUGGGACAAUGCCUGUUUUGCCACUGGUGGCAGUGAUCACGCUGUUAUACUAUGGAAUGAGAAAGAUGACAUCUCAUGGAAGCCAAAGGCAUUGCACAGAAAUAUGCAUUCUUCAGCUGUCAUGGGAGUUGCUGGGUUGCAGCAAAAACAUAUUGUACUGUCUGCUGGUGCAGACAAGAGAAUUAUAGGGUUUGAUGUUCAAGUAGGAAGAGCUGACUUCAAGCACCAAUUAGAUAACAAAUGUAUGAGUGUUCUGCCAAACCCAUGCGAUUUCAAUCUAUUCAUGGUCCAAACAGGGACCCCUGAGAAGCAGCUGAGAUUGUUUGAUAUUAGACUUAGGCAGACAGAGCUUCAUUCUUUUGGGUUUAAGCAAGAAAGCAGCGACUCUCAAUCGGCUUUGAUCAAUCAGGCAUGGUCUCCUGAUGGUUUGUAUCUGACAUCUGGUUCAGUAGACCCUGUGAUUCAUGUGUUUGAUAUCAGGUAUAAUUCCAAUAAGCCAUCCCAAUCUAUAAGAGCUCAUCAGAAACGGGUUUUUAAAGCAGUCUGGCAUUACUCUCUCCCACUUAUGAUUUCUAUAUCUUCUGAUCUGCACAUUGGGUUGCACAAGAUCACAUGAAAGCUUUGCCAGCAUUUUGGAACCUUAAGGCAAUUUCUUUCAUUACGUAUUUUUUCUUUGAUGCGCCUCCUUUUGAGAAAGUUGGGCUUUAAGAACAGCAGCCGGGAGCAUGAUUGGGCUAGUCUUUCAAAUUUUACCUUUUGGGUGUAGGAUAAGGUUACAGAAAUUUUUGAGAAUGAACAAAUAGUUCAAAAGGGAUAGAUGUUAGUUGUUAUUGUGGAUAGCUAUUCUAGGUUGCCACAUGAUUUGACAGGCAAUUGAAACUUAGUUUACUGUAGUGCUAGAUGUAUUUUACUUUUCUUUUGGAAAAAAAUAUAGACAUUUUUACUUUUCUUUUGGAAGAAAAGAUACGCAAUCUCAAUCUCAUGGAACAUGUUCCUUGCACA
Jatropha curcas is the source of this 2275-nucleotide messenger RNA. Its product is annotated as transducin family protein / WD-40 repeat family protein. Gene Ontology annotation, molecular function: protein binding. The record is from RefSeq and is a predicted model, not a curated record. Lineage: Eukaryota; Viridiplantae; Streptophyta; Magnoliopsida; Malpighiales; Euphorbiaceae.